Molecule: messenger RNA, 1949 nt
Organism: Pseudophryne corroboree (corroboree frog)
Lineage: Eukaryota; Metazoa; Chordata; Amphibia; Anura; Myobatrachidae
Gene: ATP1B4
Product: ATPase Na+/K+ transporting family member beta 4
Exons: 9
Coding region: 219-1160 (313 amino acids)
Biological process (GO): potassium ion transport; regulation of DNA-templated transcription; sodium ion transport
Cellular component (GO): sodium:potassium-exchanging ATPase complex; nuclear inner membrane
Source: RefSeq, a predicted model, not a curated record
GUAGUUUGACUGACAAGCACACAUUGCCUGUGGACAUCUAGGUGAGAAACUGUCUCCCAGGCUUUAUUCAUGAGAGUUGGGUGUUCUCUCUGUCUCCAGAUACAUUGCACCUCAUUCCAGACAAGGACUGAUGAUAGGAAAAGAUAUGAGAUAACAGUGAUAUUGCAGGUUCUUGCUUGAAAAUCUCCAAAUCCACUAUUCCAGCUUUUCGUAAAAGUAUGGAAUUGAAUUCAACAUCUCCUGACCAACAUGGGAACUAUCUGCAUACAGUGGACAUUCAGGAUAGAAGGCACUCCCUUUCUGAGAGACACAACCAAAUGGAGGGGAGAAGAACCUGGGCAGAAUGGAUACAAGAUGUAAAACUCUUCAUCUGGAAUCCAUCCAAAAAAGAAUUUCUAGGAAGAAAUGGGAAAAGCUGGGCCAUGAUUUUAUUAUUUUACCUUCUAUUUUAUGCAUUUUUAACUGGAAUGUUCAGUUUAUGCAUAUAUGGAUUGCUUCUCACAAUAAGUCCCUACGUGCCAACUUACAGAGACAGAGUUUAUCCACCUGGUCUAACAAUAAGACCACACGUCAGUGACUUGCAUUACACAUUUAAUUCUUCAGAGAAUAGCACAUGGUUGCCCUAUGCGGAGAGUCUGCAGACAUUUCUUGAAGCCUAUGACGAUGACACACAAAUAGCUAACAAUGUGGAAUGUACGCCAGGACAGUACUUCCUCCAGGAAGGAGAGGAGCAUGAGGAGAGGAAAGCCUGUCUGUUCCUACGCUCACAACUACAGAACUGCUCUGGAAUUGAGGACCCGACCUUUGGUUUUUCUCAAGGGAAACCAUGUUUCUUGCUAAAGAUGAACCGGAUUCUCGGGUUUAAAGCUGGUUCUGGAACACCAAUAAAUGUGACCUGUGGAAUUUAUAGAGGUGAUGAAAGUCUUUUAGGAGCAGUCAAUUUCUACCCAGCAAAUUACUUUGACCUUAUGUAUUUCCCAUACUAUGGCAAGCUUACACAUGUAAAUUACACUUCACCUCUAGUUGCAAUGCAGUUUGCAGAGGUGGUAAGAGGUCACGAUGUCACCAUCCAAUGCAAAAUACAUGGCCAUGACAUUAUUAAUGAUCAUAAGACGGACCGCUUCCUGGGCAGAGUAGUCUUCAUACUGAAUAUUGGAUGAAUGUGCCCAAAUGUUUAACUUUCUUCAGGAGCCUCACAAAAAAAGCUGUUAACUUACACUGUCAGACUAGUGUGUAUGUACCCUCUAUUGGUGCCUAAAAUGAACAUUCUGUAUAUACAUAAUCUCUAUUCAACUGUCGUGUGUAUAACUUCUUCUUGUAGUGCAGGGGACAUACAGUACAAGCCACAUACUCAACUUCAACAAAGUGUAAGAAAGAGAAGGUUCAACUCAUAAACAGCACUGUAUGUUAUGACUUGGCAAUCCCGUCCAUGUAUAGGUGCCUUCACAUUCACAGGAAAAGCCACAUAUUCGUGAGCUACCACACAGCAGUUUUUAGUUCUCAUUCUAUGACAGCUAAACCUAACAUAAUAGUUGCUCUAUAUAACAGAGCUACUAAUACAAUCACUAAUAUAAUAUAAUCACUAUAUAAUAAGUUCUAAAGCUCUGUUUCAACUAUUGUUCUAUGCCAAAGGUGGCUAAAAGUGGCUAGCUGUAGCGUCCGUCAGCGGGUUUAGGAUGAUAUUUGCCCCUGUGCCCAGGGCGUGUUCCUUAAAUACCUCCCACCGUGAUAAGCUGCUGGAACUUUUACAUGCACAUGUCUAAAUAUUAGUAGCUAUUUAGCAUAAGAGAAACUGUAUUUUAGGUUUAGUGGUCCUAUAAACCUUUAUAUAGAAUGAAUAUGUCAGUAUUAAAUAAUCUAAAACUGUAAGUUAUGUUUAAUUUAAAACCAUUGUGGACACAUUUUUGUGUCUUUUAUUGCAAUAUUAAACAGAUGUUGGUUUACUGUUA